AUGGAAAUCGGCUGCUCUUCCUCCUCGCAGUGUUGUACUCUGAUAUCAAAAUGCACGGUGUUUCCCGACAAAAAGUCCACACUAGGAGACCUCAAGCUCUCCGUCUCAGACCUCCCCAUGCUCUCCGUCCACUACAUCCAAAAGGGCGGCCUCUUCACUUCCCCUCCCAUUUCCAUCGAAUCCCUCGUCGCUCUCCUCAAGAGCGGUCUCUCUCAAGCACUUUCCCACUUCCCGCCUCUCGCCGGCCGAUUAAGGACCGACUCCAAUGGCUACGUGUACAUCACGAGCAACGACGAAGGAGUGGAGUUUAUCCACGCCACUGCCACCAAGUUGUACAUUUGCGACAUUUUGGCUCCGCCCGAUGUGCCUGACUGUGUCAAGGAGUUCUUUGCGCUCGAUCGAACCGUGAGCUACGACGGCCAUUUCAAGCCCAUCUUGGUUGUGCAGAUCACAGAGCUCGCCGACGGUAUUUUCAUCGGCUGCACUGUGAACCACGCGGUUACCGACGGCACGUCGUUUUGGAACUUCUUCAACACCUUCGCUGAGAAGUCUCGUGGGGUGAAGAGCAUCUCGAAGCAACCGGACUUUACCCGGAGCUCUCGGUUGAUUUCGCCGGUGGUGCUGCAAUUACCGAAGAGCGGUCCCAAGGUCUCCUUCUCCGUCAACGAGCCGUUGAGGGAAAGAAUCUUUAGCUUCAGCGGGGAAGCGAUUAAAAAGCUGAAAGCCAGGACGAACAAAAACAAAACCGUGGAAAUCUCAUCGUUUCAGUCCCUAUCCGCGCUUCUCUGGCGAUCGGUGACACGCGCGAGGAAAUUGCCGUCUACCAAAAUGACGACGUUCAGAAUGGCGGUGAAUUGUCGCCACAGGCUGGAGCCCAAGCUGGAUCCGUAUUACUUCGGGAACGCGAUUCAAAGCAUUCCAACUCUUGCGUCAGCUGGUGACGUGUUGUCUCGUGAUCUGCGCUGGUGCGCUGAGCAGCUCAAUAAAAAUGUGAUGGCCCAUGACAACGCUACGGUGCGCCGCUUCGUAGAGAAUUGGGAGAGCGAUCCAAAGUGUUUCCCGCUGGGGAACUUCGACGGUGCAUCGAUGACCAUGGGUAGCUCUCCGAGAUUUCCGAUGUACGACAAUGAUUUCGGGUGGGGCCGACCCUUGGCAGUCCGGAGCGGUAGAGCCAACAAAUUUGACGGUAAGAUCUCGGCCUUCCCGGGGAGAGAAGGCGAAGGAAGCGUAGAUCUUGAAGUGAUUUUGGCGGCCGAGACCAUGGCGGGGCUUGGGGCCGAUUCAGAGUUCAUGCAAUACGUGUCCAAAUAA
Alnus glutinosa is the source of this 1311-nucleotide messenger RNA. RefSeq names its product BAHD acyltransferase DCR-like. The coding region runs from base 1 to 1311 and encodes 436 amino acids. Lineage: Eukaryota; Viridiplantae; Streptophyta; Magnoliopsida; Fagales; Betulaceae. The transcript has 2 exons. The record is from RefSeq and is a predicted model, not a curated record.